Molecule: messenger RNA, 1246 nt
Organism: Eruca vesicaria subsp. sativa (arugula)
Lineage: Eukaryota; Viridiplantae; Streptophyta; Magnoliopsida; Brassicales; Brassicaceae
Source: the annotation of a GenBank genome assembly
ACAUGGGGUUCUUGGGUAAGUGUGUACUGGUGAGUCUCAUUGCACUUUGGUGCUUCACUUCCUCUGCCUUCACUGAAGAAGUGAACCAUGUGACUCAAACACCUUCCUCUGCUCCCGCUCCAGCUCCUUACCACCAUGGCCACCACCACCCACAUCCUCCCCAUCACCACCACCCUCACCCCCACCCCCACCCUCCAGCAAAAGCCCCUGUUAAGCCACCGGUUUCUCCGCCAGCUAAACCUCCGGUUAAGCCUCCAGUUUACCCUCCAGCCAAAGCUCCGGUUAAGCCCCCAACUAAACCUCCGGUUAAACCACCAGUUUCUCCACCAGCCAAACCUCCGGUUAAGCCCCCGGUUUACCCUCCAACCAAAGCCCCGGUUAAGCCCCCAGUUAAACCUCCAGUUAAGCCACCAGUUUCACCACCAGCCAAGCCUCCGGUUAAGCCCCCGGUUUACCCUCCGAGCAAAGCCCCUACUAAGCCCCCAACUAAACCCCCGGUUAAGCCUCCUGUCUCACCUCCAGCCAAGCCUCCGGUUAAGCCCCCGGUUUACCCACCGAAGUUUAACAGGAGCCUAGUCGCCGUUCAGGGCACAGUCUUCUGCAAAAGCUGCAAAUACGCUGCUUACGAUUCACUCACUGGAGCCAAACCCGUUGAAGGUGCUAAGGUGAGACUAGUGUGUAAGAGCAAGAAGAACAUAGUCGCAGAGACCGAGACAGACAAGAACGGAUACUUCUUGUUGUUGGCUCCUAAGACGGUGACCAACUUCGGUUUCAGAGGAUGUCGUGCGUAUCUUGUGAAAUCAAAGGACUACAAAUGCAACAAAGUCUCCAAACUCUUCGGUGGAGAUGUCGGCGCUGUACUCAAGCCAGUUAAAACGCCGGGAAAAUCUUCGUUGGUCAUUAACAAGCUCAUCUACGGUGUCUUUACCGUCGGUCCAUUCGCGUUCAACCCAGUCUGCCCCAAAUGAAGAUGAUUGAGAUGCUCUGGUUACUUUCUUGAUUACGUCAAAGUUCAAAAGAGAGAGAGAGCGAGUUAUGUGUUUCUGCGUUGCAAGUGUAAUGUUAGCUAGUUUUAAGUUAAAUGUUUGUGUGGUUUUAUGAAUGUUUCCUCAAGUGACGUUGUUUUAAGUUUCGUUUGAAUAAAAAUAGCCAGCUUCGAGAAAGAUCAAUGAUUUUAUCUGUGAUGUUGAGAAGGUCACUGAAAUGGGAUGAUAUCAUUUAAUGGUACAUUGAAUGCGCAAAAGAA